GGAGCUGGAGCCUGGGGCUAUCCUGACACCACGUGCAGAGGCAAGGACGUUCGAUGUCAACCGUUUUAGCAAAAAGGAAAAACGCCAUGUGUUGUAGUUGGAGCCGUUUAAGGCGUAGAUGCUUGUUUUACUUGAAAAGAUAUUCUUUAGUGAUGUUCUGGACGGGUAUCAAUAGUUUAGUCUUUUGGACGACUUAUAACGAUUAUAAAAGGCAACCGGAGCAUUAUUAUCUUCAUCAGAUUUUAGGAUCAGGUUUGUGUUUAUCUAGAGCGACAGCUGCAGUUCUGAACUUCAACUGUUUCGUCAUUGUCUUACCCAUGUGUAGGACGGUUACUUCGAUAUUCAGAUCUAUAUUCGGAGGAACUACCAUAAAAAGUAUACAGAUAUGGAUAGAAAUCGGGAAAAGUUUCCAUAUAUUAUGCGCUGUUACCAUCGUUAUUGCUGCAGUUAUUCAUUCAGCUGCACACGUGGUCAACGCGCACAACUUCUCUCAAUAUUACAACCCCCACUUCCCAGAAAUAAAUAUGGCAUCUUAUAAAUAUGAGAAUUCUUUUCUGAUGAUUAUUCGUUCAGUUCCUGGUAUUACUGGUUUGUGUAUGAUUGUUAUUCUUUUUUUAUUAAUUACUUCAUCUUUAAAGCGAAUCAGGACAGCUUUUUACAAUUUAUUUUGGUUUACACACAGAUUAUUUAUUUUGUUUCUUCUAUUAUUGUUUUGUCAUCCUAUGGGUGGAGUGUUAAAGGAACAAAGUAACGUGGAUAAACAUGUUCCGGGUUGCAUCCCUGUUAAUGCUACUUUAGAAAAUUUGCUAAGUAAACCCGCCGAUCAUCCUAUUUGUAAAGAAGCGCCAGUAUUUGUGCCACAAUCUUCCGAAACGUGGAAGUGGAUAGUAGCCGCUUUAGUUGUAUACGGAAUUGACGUUGCCAUAAGAUUAAUUCGAAGAUGUUCCGCCGUUCAAGUACUCGCUCUGAGGAUUUACGGUGGCUCUGUUCUAGAAUUGAGGUUAUUAAAAGCGGGUUUUAGAGCACUUCCGGGGCAGUACGUUUUACUGCAAUGUCCAGCUAUAUCGUCAUUUGAAUGGCAUCCAUUUACUGUUAGUUCGUGCCCGACCGAAAAGGAACCGAGUUUUACUCUACACAUAAGAACUAAAGGAGAUUGGUCAUAUAGCCUUCAACGACAUCUUCUCGAAGAAAUGGGUUUUAGUGGAUUGAAUAUUAAAUCCUCCGAACUGUUAGUUAAUCCUCAUCGUAACGUCACCGGUUUAUAUGUAGAUGGACCAUUCUGCAGCAACUCGGAAAGUGUAAGGAAUUACGAAAUUAGCAUUUGUAUAGCCGGAGGAAUAGGCGUUACUCCAUUUGUAUCAAUUCUUACUUACUUAAGAGUAGAUGGGAACGUCGGUAAAAUGCAGAGACUUCAUUUUAUUUGGGUUUGUCGAGAAAUCGAAACGUUUCUAUGGUUUGCAGAUCUACUCUGCGAUCUUCAUAGAACGUUUUGGGAUAAAAAUAAACCAGAUUUUCUCGAUAUUCAGUUAUAUUUAACGUGUCCAAGUAUAGGAACAAUUGUUAGGGGUAUGAUCGGUGAACAGUACGGCCUUUUAGAGGCUAGAUUACAUAUCGGACGUCCGAAAUGGAAGAAAGUAUUCAGAAAUUGGACCGAAAUUUAUGAAAAAAUACGAGUUGGAGUAUUUUGUUGCGGGCCGAGAUCUUUAAGCAGACAGGUAGGGAAAGUUUGCAAAGAAGCAAAAAUUUCUGGCGGAACGUUUGUCUAUCAUAAAGAAUCAUUUUCUUGAUGUAAAAUAUUUAUAUUAACGUAAAUUCUCGAUAUAUCCCGCAAAAUGUAAGAUGGCUUGCGUACCGAAAAAUAUAAAACAACGAGCAUCGUACUUUAUAAUAUAGUGCCAUCUUUUUUUUUUAAUCUAUUAUUUUACUAUAAUUUUCGAAGACGAAAUAUACAUUCGUAUAUGUAAUACGCUGCUCAAUAUUAUCUUUCGUAGUAAAGUGUAUGAUAUGUUAUUAAAUAUUUUUUUGCUUAAAAACUAACAUGUAAGCUUCAAAUUUUUCAGUUUAGUGACAGAAUUAUUCUUUAAAAUGUAAAAUUAAAUAUUAAAUUAAAUAAUAUAUUAUCCUAAGAGUAGCCGAAAAUCAGGCAUAUAGAUAUUUGAAUAUUAAAGAUCGGGCUUAAUUAUUGUUUAUGUCUGUUUAAAUUGAGUUCAAGUUGUGGAUAAAAUAUAAAUUUAUAAUUAUAUCGAAACAAUGAAUAUUUUCUUAUCUAAAUUAUAAAACAAUGGGAAUAAUCUAAUACUAAAUAAAAAAAAUUAUCUUGAUAGUACUGUACAUUAUACUGUAUAUAACUGUUAUACUCGACCUACAACCAUUCAAGGUUAAGAUUAUCGUUAUUAACCUGUUUGUAAAUUGUUUAUGGAUUCAGGUCAGACAAUUGUACAUACACCUUCGUCUGCGACAUCAUCAAAAACUUUAAAUAUUUCUAGUAAAGUUUGUGUAUUAUUAUUAUUUUUUUAGAAUACAAAAUAAAAUUAGAUUACUUUUAAA
This is a messenger RNA of Centruroides sculpturatus (bark scorpion), 2547 nucleotides long. Its product is annotated as NADPH oxidase 4-like. The transcript has 18 exons. Gene Ontology annotation, cellular component: NADPH oxidase complex; plasma membrane. Gene Ontology annotation, molecular function: superoxide-generating NAD(P)H oxidase activity. NCBI's taxonomy places the organism in Eukaryota, Metazoa, Arthropoda, Arachnida, Scorpiones, Buthidae. Gene Ontology annotation, biological process: defense response; superoxide anion generation. Bases 54 to 1787 code for a protein of 577 amino acids. The record is from RefSeq and is a predicted model, not a curated record.